Molecule: messenger RNA, 1137 nt
Organism: Mesoplodon densirostris (Blainville's beaked whale)
Lineage: Eukaryota; Metazoa; Chordata; Mammalia; Artiodactyla; Ziphiidae
Gene: FOXI1
Product: forkhead box I1
Exons: 2
Coding region: 1-1137 (378 amino acids)
Biological process (GO): regulation of transcription by RNA polymerase II; cell differentiation; anatomical structure morphogenesis
Molecular function (GO): RNA polymerase II cis-regulatory region sequence-specific DNA binding; DNA-binding transcription factor activity, RNA polymerase II-specific
Source: RefSeq, a predicted model, not a curated record
AUGAGCUCCUUCGACCUCCCAGCGCCCUCCCCGCCCCGCUGCAGCCCCCAGUUCCCCAGCAUCGGCCAGGAGCCCCCCGAGAUGAACCUCUACUAUGAGAACUUCUUCCACCCCCAGGGCGUGCCCAGCCCUCAGCGGCCCCCCUCCUUCGAGGGCGGCGGCGAGUACGGGGCCACCCCCAACCCCUACCUCUGGCUCAACGGGCCGGCCAUGACCCCCCCGCCUUACCUGCCGGGCGCCAGCACCAGCCCCUUCCUGCCCCAGACCUACGGGGUGCAGAGGCAGCUGCUGCCUGGCAUGUCCGGGCUGGGGGGCGGCGACCUGGGCUGGCUGCCUAUCCCCUCGCAGGAGGAGCUGAUGAAGCUGGUGCGGCCCCCCUACUCCUACUCGGCGCUCAUUGCCAUGGCCAUCCACGGGGCACCCGACAGGCGCCUCACCCUCAGCCAGAUCUACCAGUAUGUGGCGGACAACUUCCCCUUCUACAACAAGAGCAAGGCCGGCUGGCAGAACUCCAUCCGCCACAACCUGUCUCUCAACGACUGCUUCAAGAAGGUGCCCCGCGACGAGGACGACCCAGGCAAGGGGAAUUACUGGACCCUGGACCCCAACUGUGAGAAGAUGUUCGACAAUGGAAAUUUCCGCAGGAAGAGGAAGAGAAAAUCGGAUGUUUCCUCCAGCACGGGCUCCUUGGCCUCGGAGAAAACGGAGCCCGGUCUCCUGGCAGGCAGCCCCAAGACCACGGAGGCCCAGGACAUCUUGGAUGGUGCUUCACCAGGUACCACCAACUCCCCAGAGAAGCAGCCCUCGCCGCCCCCGCCGGGAACCCCGUGCCUCAACAGCUUCCUCUCCACCAUGUCAGCCUAUGUGAGUGGGCCAAGCCCCAUGGGCCGCCCUGUGGCCACGCCGGGACUGAGCCCGGAGCCCGCUGACAAGGUGGGGCAGAACUUGCUGAACUUCAGCUCCUACACCCCACUCACCAACAUCAGUGGCCACGCGGGCGGGGGUGAGUGGGCCAGCCCCACACCCAGCAAUGCUCUGGGCUACGGAGGCUCCGUCCUCAACCAGUUCAGCCCUCACUUCUACAACAGCGUCAACACAAACAGCGUCCUCUACCCCAGGGAGGGCACCGAGAUCUAG